Theobroma cacao (cacao) is the source of this 1289-nucleotide messenger RNA. RefSeq names its product Polynucleotidyl transferase, ribonuclease H-like superfamily protein. Gene Ontology annotation, molecular function: 3'-5'-RNA exonuclease activity; nucleic acid binding. NCBI's taxonomy places the organism in Eukaryota, Viridiplantae, Streptophyta, Magnoliopsida, Malvales, Malvaceae. The record is from RefSeq and is a predicted model, not a curated record. Gene Ontology annotation, cellular component: mitochondrion.
AAUAAAAAAUACAACAAUGGAGGUAAUCCAAAAGUGUAUACUUUGUAUAGAAGGAUUGUUUAUUCUGUGGAGGAUGGUGUAUACACAUGUUAGUCAAGUAAAGGAUAGAGCUUUGGCUUAAACCCACCCUGCUGCUUCUUCCGGGCUCAACUGAGAAGCCCAGAGCAGCGUUGGAAAUCACUUUGAAAAAUCGGGAGACGGGUUUCAAAUUGCGCCCAAAAGCUUAAGAAAGAGAAAUGGACCGCCUCUCCAAUGCGUUCUCGGUGCUGGAUGUUGACGUCGACGACCGCCAUAGCCCGUCUGCCGCCGCCACCUCCUCUUCCGGUUCCAAAACCUCAGGUCAGGGUAAGAAGAAAAGCAAUGGAAAGGGCUCAACUGCUGCGGCAGUUGUCAACAAGGAGAAACAGAGUGAACCGAUUUCGGCAUUGCUUUCUGAAAACUACAGGUUACCCCUUGUGUGGAUUGACUUGGAAAUGACCGGUUUGAAUAUUGAGGUUGAUAGAAUUCUGGAGAUAGCUUGUAUAAUUACAGAUGGCAAUCUCACCAAAACAUUGGAGGGUCCUGAUCUGGUUAUCCAUCAAUCUAAAGAGUGUUUAGAUAGAAUGGGGGAAUGGUGUCAAGAACAUCACGCAGCUAGUGGAUUGACGAAGAAAGUGCUCCAGAGUACCAUUAGCGAAAGAGAAGCUGAAAAGCAGGUCUUAGAAUUUGUGAAGAGUAACAUUGGGACGUACACACCUCACAUAGCUGGAAAUUCGGUUUAUAUGGAUUUUCUCUUUUUAAGGAAAUAUAUGCCAGAGUUGGCUAGUCUUUUCUCUCAUAUAGUCGUUGACGUGAGCAGUGUGAGGGCUCUUUGCAUUCGCUGGUAUCCUAGAGAUCAAAAGAAAGCCCCUCCCAAAGAAAAGAGACACAGAGCCAUGGAUGACAUCAGAGAGAGCAUAUCAGAACUCAGAUACUUCAAGGAAACGAUAUUUAAAGCGAAGUCCAAGAAGUGAAUGCCAAUUGCUUUUGGAGAAAAAUUCACAUGAGUGCCACUCUUUCUUGAGAACAAUUAGGUCAUGGAACAGGUUGUUUUGUAGUUUUAGUUCAAGAGUUCUAAUAUGUUUAUCCCUCAAUGUACAAUGUAUGAAAUUUUUUUUGUAAGUGGCUUCAACAUAUGAUGAUCACUCCACAUGGCUGCGCAGCAGAGACAGUUCUGUGGUUUGUAUGUUGAUGCAAAUAUGCAAUGGUUACAAGUUUUUGUCAGAAGAUAUCUCAAUGUUCUUAAAUGUAAGCAACAUAUUUUGUAUGUG